AUGCCGCAAUUACUGCCCUCUGAACACCGUGCUCUUGUUCUUGACAGCCGCGAGUCCGGUUUUCAGAUCAAAAAUCUGGCAACACCUCAACCAGGUCCCGGGAGCGUUGUUGUCCGCAUUGCUGCAGCUGGAAUCCUACCUUAUCAUCGUGAGACCUACAAUGGUAAGCGUCCGAUGCCAUUUCCAACGCCGCUUGUAGGUGGUUUCGGCGCAAUUGGUCAUAUCGCUGCUGUUGGAUCUGACGCGACGACUUUGCAAAUCGGACAACUUGUCUAUGUUGAUUGCGUUAUACGUGCACGCGAUGAUCCGGGAAGUUUUUUCUUGUCCGCUAUCUAUGAGGGGCCGAGUGAUGGCAGCAAAAAGUUAAUGCGGGACGUUUGGCGGGAUGGAACGUUCGCAGAGUACGCCAAGGUACCACUGGAGAACUGCUUUCCACUUGACGAAGCAAGAUUGUGUAGCGAUUUAGGAUAUUCACUUCAGGACUUGGUGUAUAUCGCAUUUCUGCUUGUGCCGUAUGGUGGGCUCAGGGACAUUAAACUCGAGCCGGGCGAUACUAUCAUUAUAUGCCCAGCAACAGGGUUCUAUGGUAGCCUAGGCGUGCAAGUCGCGAUUGCGAUGGGUGCGAAGGUUAUUGCAUUGGGUCGCAACACUGAAAAGCUGACCAAAUUGAAGGAGGAUAUCAAAAGCAGGUCGCUAGGGGCGAACAUUGAGACCGUACAAAUAACAGGCGAUGAAUAUGAGGAUAUCACUGCUAUUAAAUCCUAUGGUACUGUGGAUGCUGUUUUGGAUAUUACGCCAUCGGAGGCGUCUGUAUCGACACACACGAGAAGUGCAAUAAGAGCAUUACGUCGAGGUGGAAGAGUCAGUUUGAUGGGAUCCACUAAAAACAUCGCCGUUUCGGAGAUCUUGGUCAACAACAUCACACUGAAAGGUGAGUCCCUUGGACGAGUUUACAAUACUUUUGCUGAAAUUUCAUCCGCCCAAAGGAAAAAUGAUGUAUGA
Molecule: messenger RNA, 1002 nt
Organism: Penicillium vulpinum
Lineage: Eukaryota; Fungi; Ascomycota; Eurotiomycetes; Eurotiales; Aspergillaceae
Product: GroES-like protein
Exons: 1
Coding region: 1-1002 (333 amino acids)
Source: RefSeq, a predicted model, not a curated record